Delphinapterus leucas (beluga whale) is the source of this 2925-nucleotide messenger RNA. Lineage: Eukaryota; Metazoa; Chordata; Mammalia; Artiodactyla; Monodontidae. The record is from RefSeq and is a predicted model, not a curated record.
UUUUUCAUUGCUUUUAUGUUAGGAUGGACUUUUGGUGUUCCUUAUUCUGCUUUUUUUGCUUACAUCACCCUGUGUUUAUAUGAUCCCGUAGAUUCUGAUUCUGGAUCAGGCUCAGAUUCUGAUCAAGAGAAUGUUGCUUCUGGCAGUAAUGCCUCUGGAAGUGAAAGUGAUCAAGAUGAAAGAGAUGACUCAGGAAAACCAAGUAAUAAGGAACUGUUUGGAGAUGACAGUGAGGAUGAGGGAGCUUCUCAUCAUAGUGGGAGUGAUAAUCACUCUGAAGGAUCAGACAAUAGAUCAGAAGCUUCUGAGCGUUCUGACCAUGAAGACAACGAUCCCUCAGAUGUAGAUCAGCACAGUGGAUCAGAAGCCCACAAUGAUGAUGACGAUGAAGGUCAUAGAUCAGAUGGAGGGAGCCAUCACUCAGAAGUGGAAGGUUCUGAAAAAGCACAUUCAGAUGAUGAAAAAUGGUGCAGAGAAGAUAAAAGUGACCAGUCAGAUGAUGAAAAGAUACAAAAUUCUGAUGAUGAGGAGGAGAGGGCACAAGCAUCUGAUGAAGACAAACUGCAGAAUUCUGAUGAGGAGGAGAAAAUGCAGAACACAGAUGAUGAGGAGAGGCCUCAGCUUUCAGAUGAUGAGAGACAACAGCUGUCUGAGGAGGAGAAGGCUAAUUCUGAUGACGAACGGCCGGCAGCUUCUGAUAAUGACGACGAGAAACAGAAUUCUGAUGAUGAAGAGCGGCCACGGAUGUCUGAUGAGGAGAAAAUGCAAAAUUCUGAUGACGAAAGGCCACAGGCCUCAGAUGAAGAACACAGGCAUUCAGAUGAUGAAGAGGAACAAGACCAUAAGUCAGAAUCUGCAAGAGGCAGUGAUAGUGAAGAUGAAGUUUUACGAAUGAAACGCAAGAAUGCAAUUGCAUCUGAUUCAGAAGCAGAUAGUGACACUGAGGUGCCAAAAGAUAACAGUGGAACCAUGGAUCUCUUUGGAGGUGCAGAUGAUAUAUCUUCAGGGAGUGAUGGGGAAGAUAAACCACCCACUCCAGGACAGCCUGUUGAUGAAAAUGGAUUGCCUCAGGAUCAACAGGAGGAGGAGCCAAUUCCUGAGACCAGAAUAGAAGUAGAAAUACCCAAAGUAAACACUGAUUUAGGAAAUGACUUGUAUUUUGUUAAGCUGCCCAACUUUCUCAGUGUAGAGCCCAGACCUUUUGAUCCUCAAUAUUAUGAAGAUGAAUUUGAAGAUGAGGAAAUGCUGGAUGAAGAAGGUAGAACCAGGUUAAAAUUAAAGGUAGAAAAUACUAUAAGAUGGAGGAUACGCCGGGAUGAAGAAGGAAAUGAAAUUAAAGAAAGCAAUGCUCGGAUAGUCAAGUGGUCCGAUGGAAGCAUGUCCCUGCAUUUAGGCAAUGAGGUGUUUGAUGUUUACAAGGCUCCACUGCAGGGCGAUCACAACCACCUUUUUAUAAGACAAGGUACCGGUCUACAGGGACAAGCCGUCUUUAAAACCAAACUCACAUUCAGACCUCACUCUACAGACAGUGCCACACAUAGAAAGAUGACCCUGUCACUUGCAGAUAGAUGUUCAAAGACACAGAAGAUUAGAAUCUUACCAAUGGCUGGUCGUGAUCCUGAAUGCCAGCGCACAGAGAUGAUUAAGAAAGAAGAAGAACGUUUGAGGGCUUCUAUUCGUAGGGAAUCUCAGCAGCGCCGCAUGAGAGAGAAGCAGCACCAGCGGGGGCUGAGUGCUAGCUACCUAGAACCUGAUCGAUAUGAUGAGGAGGAGGAAGGUGAGGAGUCCAUCAGCUUGGCUGCCAUUAAAAACCGGUACAAAGGGGGCAUUCGAGAGGAACGAGCCAGAAUCUAUUCAUCAGACAGUGAUGAGGGAUCAGAAGAAGAUAAGGCUCAAAGAUUACUCAAAGCAAAGAAACUCACCAGUGAUGAGGAAGGUGAGCCUUCUGGAAAGAGAAAAGCGGAAGAUGAUGAUAAAGCAAAUAAAAAGCACAAGAAGUACGUGAUCAGUGAUGAAGAGGAAGAAGAUGAUUGAAGUAGAAAAUCAGCUCAGUCCGGUUUGCAGUUUACCAAGACUUGAAGAGGCAGCUUCAUUGUACUCCCGAGAGACAUCAGUACCAGCUGGACACUUCUCUUCCUCAGGUAUGUUUCAGCUCCAAGGGGCCCUGUCUGUAAGUUUGUAAGUUUAAUAAUAAUUUUAACUUUCCCCUUUGUUCCCUCAUCUCUAGGGGUGGAAGUUGCUCUCUGAAUUUGCUAAUUCUGUGAUCCCUUAGGGAGUCCUCUUUGUACUUUUUGUAACCAAAUCAACAACUUUAAACCUAAUUACAAUUUUUAAAAAAUAUUAAGAUCUAUCUGUGUAGACAACUGGUAUGUUUUCUGUUGCCCAACUUGGACCUGACUGGGUAGUCCAGGAAGCAAAUCCCCAAAGAUGAGAUGUGUAGAUUGGUUUGGGUCUGAGCUCCUCACCAAUGGGAAACAGGAUGCUGGUGGUGCCUUGGCAUCAUGAUGAACCAGAUUAUCCCCUGUGAUUGAGGGCUCAAGCGGCUGCUACACUUACUAGGCAGUCCUGAUGACUAAGGACUGUGGUGUGGGAUGGAUGCUUCUGAGUGCCCUGGAGCACUUACAGAAAGUCGACAAGCUUAGGUUAGUUUUGGUUUGUUUUUAAACCUUAUUGAAGUAGAGUUGAUUUACAAUGUUGUGUUAGUUUCUGCUGUACAGCGAAGUGAUUCAGUCAUACAUAUAUAUUCUUUUUCAUACUCUUUUCCAUUAGGGUUUGUCACAGGAUACUCAAUAUUGUUCCCUAUGCUAUACAGGAGGGCCUUGUCGUUUAUCUGUUCUCUAUAUAAUAGUUUGCAUCCACUAAUCCCAAACUCCCAUUCCUUCUCCCCCCACACCUCCUCCCCCUUGGCAACCACAAGUCUGUCCU